This is a messenger RNA of Scophthalmus maximus (turbot), 2167 nucleotides long. RefSeq names its product leucine-rich repeat-containing protein 30. Lineage: Eukaryota; Metazoa; Chordata; Actinopteri; Pleuronectiformes; Scophthalmidae. The coding region runs from base 1115 to 1981 and encodes 288 amino acids. Gene Ontology annotation, molecular function: protein binding. The transcript is spliced from 7 exons. The record is from RefSeq and is a predicted model, not a curated record.
CUGAUGGAGGUGAAGAGUCUGAUGAAGAGUCCGGUGAAGAGUCGUGGUCACAGCUGCUCGUUCUGCUCUAACGUCUCUAAAACCACUCAGCCACUCGACCCUUCUUCAUCCUCACCCUCCUCUUCGUCGUCUGUUCACUCAAACCUUUGUGACCGACGGUUCACAGCUGAUGUCAUCGUCACAUCACCACGUACAGUCACAUUCUAAUAUCAUGUCCACAUACUUUAGAUCCAUGUAACACAAUCAGCUGUCCAUAAAUCAUUCUGGUGUCCACAUAUUUCUGUCCACAAUGUAACGACUGAUGAGGUCAAGAACAUUUCACUGUGACUUGAUUUCCACAUAUUGUCAGGUGUCCAAAUACUUUGUCCACAUUCUGUACGAGGCUGCAGGUGCAUGAUGAUGCAGCAGCGCCACCUGCUGACCAAACCAGUGUUCACCGUCAGACAGCACAGACUCUGGCCCUCUGGUGGUCAGAGGGUGAACAGCAGCAAGAAGACCGGAAGAAAUACAGACAAACCACCACAAAGACUCAAAACAGGUUCAGGUUCAGGUUCAGGAUCAGGUACUGUGUCUUCCUGUCUUCAGGAGUUUGGACUCGUACGUUGGUUCCUGAUCUUCAGAGGAGACACACCUGUGGUACCUGGACCCUGACCUCGUCCAAUCAGCUCGCAGACGUGUCGACCUCAGGAGUCGCGUCUGAGGGUGGAGCCUCAAACCUUUACUCUCCGCCUCCACCAGCUCACAUGUCUGUCAGAGCAGCCAGCUACUGACUGACAGCAGCAACUGUGUGUGUGUGUGUGUGUGUGUUGGGCGUUGGUCAAAGGUGAGAUCCUCACAGAGAGUUUCUUCUUCUUCUUCUUCUUCAGUCCAACAGACGAUCUGUCAGAAACAGUGAAUUCAUCAAUAACCUCAUCAAUCAAUCGAGAUCAGCUGACUCGUCACUUCAACCGUCACAUCUCUGGAUCUCUGACAGAUCUUCACUUCAACUGUAGUUGUAAGACUGUACAGAUACUGACGAGGAAACAGAGUCUGUGACGUCUGUGACACAACAAACAUCUGGACUGAGAGGAACUGAGCAGAUGUUUGGUCUGGACUUGACCCACUGUGGGAGCUGAUGGGAGGAGCAGUGUGUCGGGAGGAGGUGACGGAGGUGACAGAGGAGAAGAGGAGCGUGGACGACAGUCUGACGUCAGCCGACAGAAUUCGACGAUUCACCGUCAAACAGUUUGGAUACAACGUCCUGAUUCUGGCUCGCCGAGGACUGAAGGACGUCCCUCACGAACUGUGGGAGUUGUUGGAGUUGGAGAAGCUGAAUUUGUCCCUCAACAGUCUGAAGGUUCUUCCUCCUCAGCUCUCUCUGCUCUCCAACCUGGUCGUCCUCAACCUGUGGGGGAACCAGCUGAGCAGUCUGCCAGCGGAAAUUGGACAGCUGAGGAGACUCCGAGUUUUAUUCGCCUACAGAAACAGACUGGCUGAAGUUCCUGAAGAGUUGGGAAACUGUUCACAACUGGAGGUGCUGAGUUUAGCCAACAACCAGUUGUCCUCGCUGCCUGCGUCUCUUUCUAAUCUGACCCGCCUGAGGAAACUCAACCUCAGCCACAACCACAUCGCUCACAUCCCAGGCUGCGUCUACAACAUGAAGGCACUGGUAUUUCUCCACCUGGCCUGUAACCACCUGGAGAACCUGGCAGAGAACAUCCAGGCUCUAGUAGAACUCAAGAUCCUCAUUGUAGAGGGAAACAGCCUCCACUCGCUGCCAAAGGCCCUCUGCUGCCUCACCAAGUUGGAGCUGCUGAAUCUGGACUUUAACGACAUUAAAGAUGUUCCGCAGGAGAUGCACCAGUUGUCCCGGUUGGAGAAGCUGGCCUGUCACCCUCUGGACAAAGGACUUCACAUCGUCCACAACCCACUGAUGAAGCCUGUGAAGGAAGUUCUGGAGGGAGGACUCACGGCCCUGUUCAACCACCUGAGGGCCGCAUAGAGCCCCGCCCCCUGACUGCAGGACAGGGCAUAGGCCCCGCCCCUGGUGCCCUACUGCAGGACAGGUCAUAAGCCCCGCCCCUGGUGUCUGACAGCAGGACAGGUCAUAAGCCCCGCCUCCUGGUGUCUGACAGCAGGACAGGUCAUAAGCCCCGCCCCCUGGUGUCUGACAGCAGGACAGGUCAUA